Alnus glutinosa is the source of this 3317-nucleotide messenger RNA. RefSeq lists its product as uncharacterized. Gene Ontology annotation, molecular function: zinc ion binding. Bases 1 to 3141 code for a protein of 1046 amino acids. The transcript is spliced from 4 exons. NCBI's taxonomy places the organism in Eukaryota, Viridiplantae, Streptophyta, Magnoliopsida, Fagales, Betulaceae. The record is from RefSeq and is a predicted model, not a curated record.
AUGUUUAAUGAAUGUCUUAUGUUUGAGGUGCACCACGGAGGUCGGUUUAAUAGGAAAAAUGGGGUAGCCUAUGUUGGUGGGGAUGUAACAAAUUACCCUGACCUGUAUGACAAAGAUGAGCUGUCUUUUUUUGAGGUGGAGACUGUAGUUAAGUGCUAUGGGUAUAGUCCCGGUGAUCUAAUUUAUUACAGAAUACCUAACAAAAGUCUAGAUGAAGGGAUACGGCUUCUGUCUUCUGACCAUGAUGUCAUUGAAAUGGUGGGGCACCACAAUGGUCAUGGAGUAGCAGAGUUAUAUGUGGAGAGAUCCAUUUGGAAUGAGGUUCUAAGUGAUGACUCGGACGCCUUAGAAGUAAAUGCUGAUACGGGGUAUGGAGAGGCAGGAGCUUCUGUCGAAGGAGAAGAUGUAGGAGUAGAUCAAGAGUUUGUAGGAGAACCAUCACACGUAGUAGAAGAAGAUUUGGAAGCAGAAGUAGCAGUAGCUUUAGCUGCAGCUGAAGAUGAGUUUGCACAAGGUGUGGGUAAGGGUAAGGGUAAGGGUAAGGGUAAGGGUAAGGGUAAGGGUAAGGGUGUAGUUGAGGGUGAGGAUGAGCCUGUUUCCGAUGUGUCUCGGAGUGAUAUACUGAUCACUCCCGAUAAUACUAGUGGAGAUGAUGAGCCGGAUUCUUCAAAAAGGCCGUGUGUCACCAAGAGGGUGCCAUUUUCAAAAUCUGAUUUUGAGAAGCCGACUCUGCAGAAAGGUAAUACUUUUGAUAGUGUGUAUGAUUUCAGAAAAGCCAUUAAACAGGCCAAUAUAUUGAAGGGGAAGGACUUAGUUUACCAAAAGAAUUCUAAAUCAAAAGUAAUUGCAGUGUGUGGAGAGAAGAAUUGUAAAUAUAGGGUUUAUGGAAGACAGUUGACGGGUGAGGCCACAUUCAUGCUGAUUUCGCUUAGGCCCAAACAUACAUGUGCCCGGAAAUACAAGAAUCAUUUGAUUACUUCCAAGUGGAUUGCUGAGUGGUGCUUGGACAGUUUUAGAGAUCAACCGAACAUGCCUGUAGAAGUCCUGAAGAAGAAGGUGAAGAAGAAAUGGAAUGUUGAAAUCCAUCCUAGUACCCUAUAUAGGGCUAGGAAGAGGGCACAAGAGGUGAUUUAUGGGAAGUUGGGUGAGCAGUACCAUCAUCUAUGGGACUAUUGCGCGACAAUCAGAAGCACAAAUGUAGGGAGUUGUGUUAUUUUGAUGGUUGAGAGACCUAUGCCCAAAAUGCCAUGUAGAUUUCAAAGGAUGUACAUAUCCUUGGCAGCAAUGAAAAAUGGCUUCAAGGAUGGGUGUAGGCCUGUGAUAGGCCUUGAUGCGUGUUUCUUGAAGGGGGUUUACAAGGGACAGUUAAUGGCAGCUAUUGGAAGGGAUGCCAAUAAUAACAUGUAUCCAAUAUCCAUGGCAGCUGUAGAGGCAGAGACCAAGGAUAGCUGGUCAUGGUUUCUUGAGGCACUAUUGGCUGAUCUUGGCCCCAGUGGUGUACGUAGAUGGACUUUUAUUUCAGAUAGACAAAAGGGUCUUGUACCAAGUCUUAUGGAGGGGUGCCCUAAUGCUGAGCAUCGGAUAUGUGUGCGGCACUUGUACGCCAAUUUUCGGAAUGACGGUCACCGGGGGGUAUUACUAAAGGACUUGCUGUGGAGAGUUGCUGCAUCUUACACACAGAAUGAGUUCUAUGCUAUAAUGGAAGAGCUUAAGGGCCUUAAUCUGCCAGCCUAUGAGUACCUUUCGAAGGUUGACCCUGCAACUUGGUGUAAGGGAUGGUUCAAUACAUAUGCAAAGUGUGACCUCUUACAGAACAAUUUGGCCGAGUGCUUCAAUUCUUGGAUCACCAAGUUCAGAGAUAAGACCAUACUGGUAAUGUUGGAAGGCAUUAGGACAAGUUUGAUGAGAAUGUACCAGCGGAAAAGAGAAAUUAUAGCUGCGAUGGAAGGCAAUGUUGGGCCAAAAAUUAAGGAGAAGUUGGAGAUAGAAGAAGAUGAGGCCGGACAUUGUACACCAACAUUUGCUGGUGAUGGUUUAUUUGAGGUCGAGUGCAAGGUUAGAAGGUAUGCUGUGAAUUUACCUGCCAAGACAUGUGGGUGCAGAAAGUGGGAUGUUUCUGGUAUCCCAUGUGUUAAUGCCAUCUCAUCAAUAAGGCAUGGUGGAGGCAACCUUGAGGAUUAUCUGAGCCCAUACUUUGGCAAGGAGAUGUACCUAAAGGCAUACACACCCAUCAUCUACCCUGUACCUAGUGAGGAGCAGUGGGCUAAGACAAAUCAACCCAUCAUUGAACCACCUAAGGCAAGGGCAUCUUCAGGAAGACCUAAAAAACUGAGGAACAGAGAGACUGAUGAGACCUUAAGUCUCUACACAGUUAGAAAGGGUGUUACGAAGAACCAAUGUAGGAUGUGCAAAAAAUAUGGUCACAAUACUAGAACAUGCACUGCGAGGAUGCGACAUGAUGAAAGACAAGAACGUAGACGGAAUUUCUAUAGAAAACAUGCAGCAGAUCUUGACUGCAAUCUUGACAGGUUGGAUGGUUCAUCCAGUGCCCCAUCUGUGGCCCAAUCUACUGCAUCAAUGCCAAGUGCCCCAUCCAGUGCCACAUCCAGCGCCCCAUGUGUUGGUAAUCCUACUCACCCAACAGGAAGUAGGGGUCAAAAGAGGAGAAGAGAAGAUCGUUCAAGCAGUGCGUCUGGACAAGGUCAGGGAAGGGGUGCAAGCAGUGCAUCUACACAAAGUAGAGGUCAAAGGAGCACAAGAGGAAGGGGUGCAAGCAGUCAGGGUGAAGGCAUUGCUACUGCACAAGGUAGGGGGCAAAAGAGCAAUCUCGGGUUGGCCACCAGGACAAGAAUAUCUGGCAAGUUGAGAACUUCUGUUUUACAAACAGGAAUGCACAAGAGCAAAGGAAAACUCCUUGUCGAUCUCACUGGAAACCCUGCUGGACCACCGAAAGUUCCAGGGGGUGGACCAGCAUGCUCAUGGGGUCCUCCCAGAAGUGCAACUGGUAUCACUUUUAGAGUUGCUCCCCCUGAUUUCGACAUGCACAAUUUGGUUGCUGCAUCCACUGUCAUUCCUCAACCAGAAGUACAAGGAGUUGCAAAGAAGAAUGACAAAGGGAAGAAAAAGAUGUGGAGAGUCUGAACAAUAUUUAUUUUGUUAUGUUAAAUUGAUAUGAACAUGGUUUAUUAUUAUGUUGACAUAUGUUAAAGUGUGAUGAUAGUUAUGUUAUGUUAUGUUAUGUUAAAGUUUGAUGAACAAGUUUGCUAGUUAUGUUAUGUUAAAGUGUAAUGAAUAUGGUUUAUUAUCAAUAAUGAAGU